Messenger RNA from Nannospalax galili (Upper Galilee mountains blind mole rat), 1543 nucleotides. It is a transcript of the gene Lgals9, whose product is annotated as galectin 9. Gene Ontology annotation, biological process: positive regulation of gene expression; negative regulation of type II interferon production; negative regulation of CD4-positive, alpha-beta T cell proliferation. Lineage: Eukaryota; Metazoa; Chordata; Mammalia; Rodentia; Spalacidae. The coding region runs from base 78 to 1148 and encodes 356 amino acids. The record is from RefSeq and is a predicted model, not a curated record. The transcript has 11 exons. Gene Ontology annotation, molecular function: carbohydrate binding; galactoside binding. Gene Ontology annotation, cellular component: nucleus; cytosol.
CUAUUUCUCCACUGAGCCCUGCCCUGUACAAAGGCCAGCAGUUGUGAAAGGCAGUGGUGGCCCCGGAGGCAGAAGACAUGGCUUUCUACGGCACCCAAGCUCCCUAUGUGAACCCGGUCGUCCCCUUUUCUGGGAUAAUCCAAGGAGGUCUGCAGGAGGGACUUCAGAUCACUGUCCUGGGCACCAUCACCUACUCCUCUGUAAACAGGUUUGCUGUGAACUUUCAGACCGGCUUCAGUGGAAAUGAUAUUGCCUUCCACUUCAACCCUCGCUUUGAAGAGGGAGGAUACGUGGUUUGCAACACAAAGCAGAAAGGAUCCUGGGGGUCUGAGGAAAGGAAGAUGCAGAUGCCCUUCCAGAAGGGGGUGCCCUUUGAGCUCUGUUUCCUGGUGCAAAGGUCGGAUUUCAAGGUGAUGAUAAACAAGAGCUUCUUUGUGCAGUACUCACACCGGGUACCCUACCACCUCGUAGACACCAUCAAUGUCACCGGCUCCUUGCAGCUGUCGCUCAUCAACUUCCAGAACUCUUACACAGCUCCUGUCCAGCCCAUCUGUUCCACGAUGCAAUUCUCCCAGCCUGUUCAGUUUCCACGGAACCCCCGGGGGCGCAGACCAAAACCUCAGGGUAUUAUUCAGCCUGCCCACCAUGUGCCAAUUGCUCAAACUGUCAUCCACACCAUCCAUGGUGCACCUGGACAGAUGUUCCCUAAUCCUGGAAUUCCACCCAUGGUAUACCCCACUGCAUCCUAUCCAAUGCCUUUCUUCACCACCAUCCCUGGCGGGCUGUACCCAUCCAAGUCCAUCACUGUGUCGGGCACCAUCUUGCCCAAUGCUAAGAGGUUCCACAUCAACCUGCGCUCUGGGACCGACAUUGCUUUCCAUCUGAACCCCCGUUUCGAUGAGAAGGCUGUGGUCCGCAACACUCAGAUCAACAACUCUUGGGGGCCUGAGGAGCGAAGUCUUCCCGGGAAAAUGCCCUUCAUUCGCGGUCAGAGCUUCUUGGUAUGGAUCAUAUGUGAAAGCCACUGCCUCAAGGUGGUUGUGGACAGUCAACACCUGUGUGAAUACUUCCACCGCUUGAAGAACUUGCCAGCCAUCAACAACCUGGAAGUAGCGGGUGAUGUCCAGCUGACCCAUGUGCAGACAUAGGCAGGUCCUAGCCUGGAGAUGAGGGCUGGGGCAUGCUGUCUGGGUCUCCAUUUUAACUCUUUGUUUCAGGUCCAGCUCCCCACAUCCCACAAGAGCACUGGGGUGGCCAGGCAGUUGGAGAUCCCAGCUCACUCCCCUCCAUAGAAGGGUGUCCUGGGCUACAGCAUGUGGGUCUCAGCCCACAGUUCUGGACAUGGGUCCAAGCUAGAGGGAGGUAACCUCCUUGGCCCUUCCCCUUCCUCUGACCUUUAACCUCACUCUGGCCCCUUGUACCUGCUCUUUCCACUUAUCCCUCCAGGAGGGUCACCCUGAUAUCAUCCCACUGGCCUCCAACUGACCAGAACUUUCUCAUCAGAGAAUGUCCUUAAAAUAAAUAAUGCUUGUUGACACACUCA